Molecule: messenger RNA, 399 nt
Organism: Komagataella phaffii GS115
Lineage: Eukaryota; Fungi; Ascomycota; Pichiomycetes; Pichiales; Pichiaceae
Product: One of two nearly identical (see HTB1) histone H2B subtypes
Exons: 1
Coding region: 1-399 (132 amino acids)
Biological process (GO): nucleosome assembly
Cellular component (GO): nucleosome
Molecular function (GO): structural constituent of chromatin; protein heterodimerization activity; DNA binding
Source: RefSeq, a predicted model, not a curated record
AUGGCACCAAAAGCAGAGAAGAAACCAGCCUCUAAGGCCCCAGCUGAGAAGAAGCCUACUGCCGGAAAGAAGACUUCUUCUUCUUCCGAACCAAAGAAGAGAUCUAAGGUUAGAAAGGAGUCUUACGCUUCCUACAUCUACAAGGUUUUGAAGCAGACUCACCCUGACACCGGUAUCUCUCAGAAGGCCAUGUCUAUCAUGAACUCUUUCGUCAACGACAUCUUCGAGAGAAUUGCUUCUGAAGCUUCCAAGUUGGCUUCUUACAACAAGAAGUCUACCAUCUCUGCAAGAGAGAUCCAGACCGCUGUUAGACUGAUUCUUCCAGGUGAAUUGUCUAAGCACGCCGUCUCUGAAGGUACUCGUGCCGUUACCAAAUACACCUCAUCAACCCAGGCUUAA